AUGGCUAGUACCUCGAGUCAACAGGUGCCCAUUGUUAUGGUCAUUGAUUUCCACCAUGCAAGGGGCCCCGAAAUCGAGCACUGUAUAGGAAACGAGGGGACCGACCCCGCGGUGGAAAAUGACUGGUCCUUAUUACCAUUCAUGGCGCUAUCGGACGGCGCGCAUAUGUCGACCGAGGAAUUCUCGUAUUUCACCCUACAUCAGAAAGAGACCGCCACGGAGCCUGCGACUUCGCUUUUUGGUAUCGCCUGCGCCAGACAGAUCGACGCGAGUAUUCUCAAGUACAAGCCGCCGGAGGUUACGCGGUCGACUGUGCAGAAGGCUGUCGUGGUGGUGACGGAUAGUCCGCAAUAUCUGGGCCAAUUGAGGGAGAAAUUGUCGGUGGUGACGACGGCUUGGUUUGCGCAACGGGACUUUUCGGACUUUGAUAUUCUCAAGAAAUUCCGAGAAGGGCUGGUGAUUAGCCUGGAGAAGAAUGAGAGCUUCAAAGACCAAAACUUGGGACUUUCGCUGCGGGAGAUGAUCCACGAGUUCAAGUACCAGACGCUUGUAUUGUUCAAGGCUUUGCUUCUGCAGCCAAAGAUGCUGUUCUUCGGCUCGAGAUGCGAACGCCUGUGCAUGAUCCAGUUCUCGCUCGUUUCUCUCAUACCGGGCCUUAUGAACAGCCUCGGGGACUGUGCCGAUCCCUCAUUCGAUAACUAUGCGCAAACCGUUCAGAAACCGACCUCCCUCAAAACUAGCGACAGAAGCUCUUUACUAUCUUAUAUGGGGCUACCAUUACAAAUCUUUGGAAAGGGCAGCAUGUUCGGGCCGUACACACCAUUACAGCAGCUGGAUCUGCUCGCAGAUGACGGAACCAAGUCAUACGUUGUCGGGUCGACGAACUCUUUACUCUUGCAACAGAAGGACCGCUAUAGUGAUAUUUUAAUCAACCUUGACGAAGAUACCAUCAAUAUCUCAUCCCUGACUUUACGAAAUGCAUUGGCGCUGUCGACCGCGGAUAGACGUUGGAUCGACCUCCUUACCCAAAUCAUCAAUGAAACGUGGGAUGAAAGCCACCCGGAACGCCCCAGGACGCACGGCUAUAUGGGAUCCGAGGAGUUCAUCAGACUCCAGUUUGAGGAAUACUUGCUCGCGCUACUCGCUUGCAUGAAGUACCACGAAGAACUUGACUCAUUCAACGCCGGUGAUCCUGGUCGGAGGACCCAGGAGCAGAUAGAUGGACUCAACAUUGAAGGCGACCCGGCGUUGGAAUUCAACGGAGAGUUCCUGGCAAUGUGGCAAAACACUCCCAACUACGCUCUCUUCUCGCGUCUAACAUCCGAUGCCCUCCCUUUCUCGAUCGUCGAACCCCGUCAUCCUUGCGCUGGAGGCCUCACAAUCGACGAUGUCCAACGACGUAUCUCGCAACAGGUCGCAGAUCUCCAUCUCGACGAACGCGUCCGCGAAGGCCGCGAAGCGCUCAAUAGACACCUAAGCACCGGCCAAAAGAAAAUGAGCGCCGCAUUCAACAGCUUCUGGUCCGACAUCGAAUCGAUGCGCGAAGCCCAGAAAAAGCGCAACGAAGAAAAGGCAAUGCAGUCUCAGCGACAGUCCCUAGACGGAGGAUCCUCGCCGCAACCACCACCUCUCCCACGCUCGAAUUCCGCAGCCGCUUCAACGACAGCAGGCUCCGCUUGGAUGGGCCGCAAAGCGCCCCCGCUAGACAUCAACCAAGCGCAAGCCUCAGUCAACUCCGUGGGCCAGAAAGCAGGAGCGUAUAUCAGCUCGUGGAGCUCCUGGGCCUCUGACAAACGCAAGGAGUGGCAGGAGAAGAAGACUUCUUCCCCCUCCUCCCCAUCCUCAGUUACCUCCCCGUCAACGCCCAUCCUCGCCACCGUUGCCGAGACAACUGACGCCGAAAGGGGCAGACGGAAGUCUCUCCAAGCGCGUCGCAGCGAAGACUCGAACGCGAGCCUUUCAAGCGUCAGCCUUUCUCUCUCCCGCAGCGGAAGCCGCAGAAAGAGAUGGAGCAAUAUCCUCUUGAGGCGCGAAAGCGGCGAAUUCGGCCCCCUCCACCGGAAGGGUGAUAGCAGCGGUGAGAGCAGCGACUACGAACCUGUUUAUCCGAGAUCACCCUUGUCUCGGGAAGCUCCGGUGCUCGGUGAAGAUAUAGAAGAGCCGGAUGUUACGGCCACAGAUCAUGCGGACAAAUCGAGUACGAGUGCCGAUGCCCACCACAAUACCGAAACCCAGGCCCCGAAAGAAACAAAGGUCUCACCACCCUCCCCGGUAACCGCCAAAGAAACCCAUACUACAACGUCUCAACCUCAAGACGAUACCAAAGAGGAACAACACGACAAUCACCCCCAACAGCCAACAAGUGAUGAGAAACCCGCCUUACCCUCUGAGACCACCAGUCUCUCCACAAGCAAAUAA
This is a messenger RNA of Aspergillus campestris IBT 28561, 2418 nucleotides long. Its product is annotated as putative Avl9 protein. Lineage: Eukaryota; Fungi; Ascomycota; Eurotiomycetes; Eurotiales; Aspergillaceae. The record is from RefSeq and is a predicted model, not a curated record. Gene Ontology annotation, cellular component: cytoplasm. The coding region runs from base 1 to 2418 and encodes 805 amino acids. The transcript is spliced from 10 exons.